Molecule: messenger RNA, 1520 nt
Organism: Nymphaea colorata (pocket water lily)
Lineage: Eukaryota; Viridiplantae; Streptophyta; Magnoliopsida; Nymphaeales; Nymphaeaceae
Product: 24-methylenesterol C-methyltransferase 2-like
Exons: 1
Coding region: 74-1144 (356 amino acids)
Biological process (GO): steroid biosynthetic process
Molecular function (GO): S-adenosylmethionine-dependent methyltransferase activity
Source: RefSeq, a predicted model, not a curated record
AAGGCCGAACUCCCUUUCCGCUGUCGAGUGUCGACGCUCUUACUGACAGAGAGUCUCGUGCCUCUCUGCCGCCAUGGAUGCUCUGGCGUUGCUCUGCACCACAGGGCUGGUGUUUGCCGGCCUGUACUGGUUCCUGUGCGUGUUGGGAGCGGCGGAGCAGAAGGGGAAGCGGGCGGUGGAUCUGGGCGGAGGCUCCAUCUCGCGGGAGAAGGUGGAGGACAGGUACCGGCAGUACUGGGCCUUCUUCCGGAAGCCCAAGGAGAUCGAUCGCGCUGAGAAGGUGCCGCACUUCGUCGACACCUUCUACAACCUCGUCACCGAUAUCUACGAGUGGGGUUGGGGACAGAGCUUCCACUUCUCCCCUUCCAUCAAGUCCAAGAGCCACAAAGAGGCCACCCGCCUCCACGAGGUUCGCGCUGUCGACCUCCUCGCCGUCCGAGCCGGAGACCGAGUUCUUGACGUGGGCUGCGGCGUCGGCGGACCGAUGCGCGCCAUCGCCGCCCACUCCGGCGCCCGCGUCGUCGGGAUCACCAUCAACGAAUACCAGGUGGAUCGGGCCAGGAGCCACAACAGGAAGGCCGGGCUGGAUUCCCAGUGCGAGGUCGUCUGCGGCAACUUCCUGCAGAUGCCCUUCGAGGACGGCAGCUUCGACGGCGCGUACUCGAUCGAGGCGACCUGCCACGCACCCAAGCUCGAGGAAGCCUACGCCGAGGUGUACAGGGUGCUGAAACCCGGAGCGCUCUACGUGUCGUACGAGUGGGUGACCACGCCCGACUACCGGCCGGAGAACCCGGAGCACGUCGAGAUCAUCCACGGCAUCGAACAGGGGAACGCGCUCCCGGGGCUGAGGAGCUACGCGGACGUGCCGGAGAUUGCGAGGCAGGUGGGGUUCGAGGUGGUGAAGGAGGAGGACCUGGCGCUGCCACCGGCGCUGCCGUGGUGGAGCAGGCUCAAGAUGGGGAGGGUCGCCUAUUGGCGCAACAGCGUGGUCGUGAUGGUGCUGACCUUCCUGGGGAUCGCCCCCAAGGGCGUCGACGACGUGCACGAGAUGCUUUUCAAGACCGCUGCUUACCUGACCAGAGGCGGCGAGACGGGCAUCUUCACUCCAAUGCACAUGAUCCUUCUGAGGAAACCAAUCUCUUAGAAACAGAAAUGCUGAAGAAAAUGGGGAAGAAGAAAAGAGAUGGAGAGGAAAGAAGAGAAUGGUAGGAGAUAGAAUGCAUUAAAUGGUCAAAUGAUUUUCCUCCUCCUUCCGGAAAGCUCUGCUUCCUCUCUCUCCCUCGCUUUCUCUGUUUCUACACGCGAGCACGGUCUCUGUUCUUGUUUUUCUGCUUUGUCUUUCAUCUUAAUGUAUCCCUCGUUUGUUUUAUUCGACUUGCUUUAUGCUCGUUUGCUGUUCUUCAUCUCUUUGUUCCCCUAUCCUUCUGAGAAUCUGAGUUGGUGAGAGACGAGUUUAUUUUAUUGUAGAUGGGGAGGUGUCACAGAGAAGAAAGAAAGUUGAUUUCAAUGAGUUUCCUUUU